This is a messenger RNA of Nothobranchius furzeri (turquoise killifish), 2150 nucleotides long. RefSeq names its product guanine nucleotide binding protein (G protein), beta polypeptide 3a (gene gnb3a). Gene Ontology annotation, biological process: G protein-coupled receptor signaling pathway. Gene Ontology annotation, molecular function: signaling receptor complex adaptor activity; protein binding. Lineage: Eukaryota; Metazoa; Chordata; Actinopteri; Cyprinodontiformes; Nothobranchiidae. The record is from RefSeq and is a predicted model, not a curated record. Gene Ontology annotation, cellular component: cytoplasm; heterotrimeric G-protein complex.
CUUCAUAGGAGCAGCGGGCAGAGUUAGCGGCGGAGAAAUAUUCAGUCGGGUGUGUUUGACACCGAAAGUGAAUGAGCGGAGGGGGGAAGUGUGCUAAACACUGGUUAAACUUAUGAAAACGACCUGAGGAGGAUCGCUGGAGGAAAAACCAUCACUGAUCCACCCUCGGAGGAAAGUUUGGAUCGGUGAGUGGAUGCUCUUGUGUUGCUCUUUUCUGAUUACACGUUUUGCCAACACAUCCCCUGGUCCACUGGUGACGUCUUCUAACAACCAUCACCAUGGGUGAAAUGGAGCAACUGAGAAAGGAGGCAGAGAGCCUCAAAGAUCAGAUCAACGCAGCUCGCAAGGCUGUGCAGGACACCACUCUGCAGGAGGCUGCAGCUAGCGUCUCUGUGGUGGGGCGAGUCCAGAUGAAGACCAGAAAAACCCUUCGGGGUCAUCUCGCUAAGAUCUACGCCAUGCACUGGGCCACAGACUCAAAGUUGUGUGUCAGUGCCUCACAGGAUGGAAAGCUCAUAGUAUGGGACAGCGUGACAACAAACAAGGUGAACGCCAUCCCCCUGAAGUCAUCUUGGGUGAUGACGUGUGCUUACGCACCUUCAGGAAACCUUGUGGCGUGCGGCGGGCUGGACAACAUGUGUUCCAUCUACAACCUCAAGGGCAAAGACGGGAACGUCAAGGUGAUGCGUGAGCUGGCGGCACACACAGGUUACCUGUCCUGCUGUCGUUUCAUCAGCGACACUGAGAUCAUCACCAGCUCAGGCGACUGCACUUGCAUACUGUGGGACAUUGAGACGGGGACCCAAAAGACUGCUUAUGCUGGACACCAAGGAGACUGCAUGUCCCUGGGCGUUUCCCCAGACUUUAAGUUUUUCAUCUCAGGGGCGUGUGACUACACAGCUAAGCUGUGGGACAUCAGGGAGGGCACGUGCAGACAGACCUUCUCCGGCCACGAGAGUGACGUCAACGCCAUUGGGUUUUUCCCUAACGGUAACGCAGUGAUAACCGGAUCUGAUGAUGCAACCUGUAAACUCUUUGACCUGCGAGCCGACCAGGAGCUUAUCACCUACCAGGACUCCAGCAUCAUGUGCGGGGUGACCUCCCUGGCCCCUUCCCUCUCUGGGCGGCUGAUACUGGCCGGCUACGAUGACUUCAAUGUAAACAUCUGGGACACACUUAAAGCUGAGAGAGUGGGAGUUCUGGCCGGUCACGAUAACAGAGUGAGCUGCAUCGGUGUGUCUGCAGACGGCAUGGCGUGUUGCACAGGAUCCUGGGACAGCUUCCUCAAGAUAUGGAACUGAAGCCGUUCCUCCGUUGCGAGCAGAAACAUAAAAGAACAGCUAGCAACCGCUCAGAAAAAAGUGAAGAUUUCUUUUUAAAACGUUACGAUGAGAAGAUGGUAUCUUUGCUGUGCCAAGUCCAGUCUAAGGCUGGAGAAGGAGUGUAAGAUUUUCUCUUCUCCCUGUUAUCUUGCACGCUCACCUUUCUUCUCACGUCAUGGGGCAAUUCGGGGUAGAACAAAGGAGUGGGAAUCUCAGAAAAAAUCUAUGUAUCAUUAGUAAUUCUGUGGUUUGCACAGAUGAAAGAUGCAGUUUCAUUGCAGCAAUUCAAAAAUCACCCAACAGUUGCCAAAUAGAAAUGGUAAAACGAUAAGACAGUCGGUUUAGACACAACUGUUUUGUUCUAGAUAAAAUCACAAGAUGCAUCAUGUGAGAACUCACAUUAAUAUUUCAGAGUAUGACUUAUUUGCUUGUUCUUGUAGCUUCCUUAGAUCUUUUCACCCUUUUAGACAUUUGAAAGUUUUAGUUUGCAUGCAUCUGCAUUAGUGUUUGUUUUGUGACUGAUGGACUUUUUUAAAGCAGGAUUUAGGAUCACAAUUGGGCCUAAACCCUCAGUAGUUAGAGCUGCAGCGGACAGACAGAUGGGAUGAUGAACAGGACCACUGAGCACUUACUAAAACCUGUCCCAGGACAGGUCUUCUACAUAGAUUACCGUGUGCAUGAGUGGCACGUUUAAAAGGAUUCUUCCUUUUUCUUCUGCAAAACAGCUGAACUUGAAUUUUGUGUACAUAGAAAAUUUUAAUUUGAGCUGCAUGUUUUCUGAAACCUCAGUGUACUAAAUAAAAUCAAAUAAACAUGGAUUUCUGCUUU